Trichosurus vulpecula (common brushtail) is the source of this 5595-nucleotide messenger RNA. Its product is annotated as zinc finger protein 345-like. NCBI's taxonomy places the organism in Eukaryota, Metazoa, Chordata, Mammalia, Diprotodontia, Phalangeridae. The transcript has 5 exons. Gene Ontology annotation, molecular function: DNA-binding transcription factor activity; RNA polymerase II cis-regulatory region sequence-specific DNA binding. The record is from RefSeq and is a predicted model, not a curated record. Gene Ontology annotation, biological process: regulation of transcription by RNA polymerase II. Bases 299 to 2629 code for a protein of 776 amino acids.
GGCUAGCUUCCUGGUAAGGUCCCUGCCCUAUGGUGGAGGGAGAAGAGACUAACAGGGGAGCAGGAGAGAAAGCGGACUGUGUCGGUCGCGUCCUGCUCCAGGAGCCGAGUGGGCCUGAGAGAAGGGGAUCAUUAGAAAAGCAUAUCAAAGAACCUGUGCUAAGCAGCCCUCCUGUGUGCUGGUGUUAUUGGCCUUAUCCCUCUACAGCAGCUUCAAGUAGCAACAUUGUUGCUACAACAUCUAAGGCCCUGCUUCCUGAAGACCAAAGCCUAUUGCUAGGUGAGAGAGACCAAAGAGAAUGGCCCCUGGGAGCCAAAGACUGUCAUCCCAGGAGUUGAUGACAUUCAAGGAUGUGGCUGUGGAUUUCACCCAGGAGGAGUGGGGCCUCUUGAAUCAUUCCCAGAAAGAGCUGUACAAGGAGGUGAUGCUGGAGAAUGUCCAGAACCUGCUGUCUCUGGAUUUAGAGACCAGGUUGGAAGUAAAUGAGGUGACUAGAAAUGGUGGAAUUUUUCUGGAAAAAUGUGACCUGCAAAGAUUCAUGAGCAAUGGUGCCUGGGACUUCAAGUGGAGAGAAAUUCAUGACUCUGAUAUCAACUUAGAUAAAAAUCCAAAGAGUGAAUAUGAAUUUGAUGAAAUUGGAAAGAGAUUCAGUCAGUCUUGUAUCCCAAAUCACCGUAAGAAAAUGACCUCAGGGAAUGACUGUCUUCAGGAGACUGAAAAUAGCAAAUGCUUUACUGAAGAGAGAGAGCUUUUUCAGUCCCAUGAGAAGGCUCCUGAAAUGCCAGUGUAUCCAGGUAAUCAAGGGGAAAUGGCCUUGAGCUGGAGUUCAGAUCUCAUUAGACAUCAGAAAAGUGAUACUGGAGAAAUGGUUUCUGUAAGUAAUAAAGGUGGGAAAACCAUGAGUCAGAACUCUGAGCUCAUUCCUCAUCAGCAAAUUCCCAUUAGAAAGGAGCCUGAUAAGUAUAAUGAAUGGGAAGCAACCUCAUUCUAUCAUUCAUCUUUUCUUUGCCAGCCUAGAUUUCACUGUGGAAUGAAAAAUUGUGCAUGUCCUCAGUGUGGGAAAGCCUUUGGUUGUGACUCAGAUCUUGAUAAAUCUCAUAAAAUUCAUACUGGGGGGAAGUUUUAUGAAUGUCAUGAAUGUGGGAAGGCUUUUUGCCGCAGAUCACUCAUUCGCCAUCAGAGAAUCCAUACUGGAGAGAAACUUAUUGAAUGUAAUCAGUGUGGAAAAGCUUUCACACAGAGCUCCAGUCUUGCUGCCCAUCAGAGAAUCCACAGUGAAGAGAAACCUUAUGAAUGUAAUCAUUGUGGAAAGACCUUCACAGACAGGGGCAAUCUUACUGUACAUCAGAGGAUUCACACUGGAGAGAAACCUUAUGAGUGUAAUCACUGUGGAAAGACUUUCACACAGAGCUCCAGUCUUGCUGCCCAUCAGAGAAUCCACAGUGGAGAGAAACCUUAUGAAUGUAAUCACUGUGGAAAGGCUUUCACAGACAGGGGCAAUCUUGCUGUACAUCAGAGAAUCCACACUGGAGAGAAACCAUUUGAAUGUAAUCUAUGUGGAAAGGCUUUGAGAGACAGAGGCAGUCUUGCUGCCCAUCAGAGAAUCCACACUGGAGAGAAACCGUUUGAAUGCAACCACUGUGGAAAGACUUUCACACACAGGGGCAGUCUUUCUGCCCAUCAGAGAAUCCACACUGGAGAGAAACCUUAUGAAUGUAAUCACUGUGGAAAGGCUUUCACAGACAAGGGCAGUCUUGCUACACAUCAGACAGUUCACACUGGAGAGAAACCUUAUGAAUGUAAUCAGUGUGGAAAGGCUUUCACAAGGAAGGAGAGUCUUGCUGCCCAUCAGAGAAUCCACAGUGGAGAGAAACCUUUUGAAUGUAAUCAAUGUGACAAGAGUUGCAGAACAAGCUCCCAGCUUGCUAGACAUCAGAGAAUCCACACUGGAGAGAAACCUUAUGAAUGUAAUCACUGUGGAAAGGCUUUUACAGAGAGCUCGCAUCUUGCUACACAUCAGAGAAUCCACACUGGAGAGAAACCUUAUGAAUGUAAUCAAUGUGGAAAGGCUUUCAGAGACAGGGGCAGUCUUGCUGUACAUCAUAAAAUCCACAGUGGAGAGAAACCUUUUGAAUGUAAUCAAUGUGGAAAGACUUUCAUAACGAGCUCCUAUCUUGUUGCCCAUCAGAGAAUCCACACUGGAGAGAGACCUUUUGAAUGUAAUCAAUGUGGAAAGACUUUCAUAGAGAGGUACAAUCUUGCUGCACAUCAGAGAAUCCAUACUGGAGAGAGACCUUUUGAAUGUAAUCAUUGUGGAAAGGCUUUCACAAACAGGAGCAAACUUGGUGCCCAUCAGAGAAUCCACACUGGAGAGAAACCUUAUGAAUGUAAUCAUUGUGGAAAAGCUUUCAGAGACAAGGGCAAUCUUGCUGCCCAUCAGAGAAUCCACACUGGAGAGAAACCCUAUGAAUGUAAUUUAUGUGGAAAGGCUUUCAAAGACAGGGGCAGUCUUGCUGCCCAUCAGAGAAUCCACACUGGAGAGAAACCUUUUAAAUGUAAUCACUGUGGAAAGGCUUUCACGCAGAAGGGCAGUCUUACUGCACAUCAGAGAAUCCACGCUGGAGAGUAACCUUGUGAAUGUGGAAAGGCUUUGACAACCAGGCAGAGUGGUGCUGUAUAUCAGAGAAUCCACAGUGGAGAGAAACCUUAGGAAUGUAAUCAUUGUGGAAGGGCUUUCACAAGCAGACAGAGUCUUGCUGCAUAUCAGAGAAUCCACAGUGGAGAGAAACAUUAUGAAUUUAAUCAUUGUGGAAAGGCUUUCAGGGACAAGGGCAAUCUUGCUGCCCAUCAGAGAAUCCACACUGGAGAGAAACCUUUUAAAUGCAAUCACUGUGGCAAGGCUUUCACAUAGAAGGGCAGUCUUACUCCACAUCAGAGAAUCCACGCUGGAGAGUAACCUUAUGAAUGUGGAAAGGCUUUCACAACCAGGCAGAGUCUUGCUGCAUAUCAGAGAAUCCACAGUGGAAAGAAAGCUUUCGAAUGUAAUCAGUAUGGAAAGACUUUCAAGAAAGAGCUCCCAUCUUGCUGCUGAUCAGAGAAUCCACACUCAUGCAAAACCUUAUGAAUGAAAUCAGUGUUGAAAGGCUUUCAAAAGGAGGCAAGAGUCUUGCUCCAGGAGACCAGUGUCAGUGGAUGGAAGAGGAAAUAUGGGGGAGAAAGGUGUAAGAAUACUGGAAAGGUCAGAGAGGGCCAAGUUAUGCGGGGUUUGGAUUGCCAAACAGCAUUUUGUAUUUGCUCCUGGAAACAGGAAGCCACUGGAGUUUAUUGAGUGGGAGAGGGGGAGUGACAUGGUCAGACUUGCACUUUAGUAAAAUGCCUUUGGGGCUGGACUGGAAUGGGGAGAGACUUGAGGCAGGCAGAUCCCCUCCCUCAGCAGCUAUUGUAAUACUCCAGGUUUGAGGUGAUGGUGUUUUGUUAAAACCUGAUUGAGAAACCUUAAUAUGGAGUAUAAAGGUGAAUGAUUGCAAUAUAUUAUUAUUUUGUAGGGAAGAAGAGGGCUUGGGUAAUUGGGGAGGGAGCAGGCUACAGGACUUUGUUUCUUCCAAGGCACAGAAGAAUAACUGAGAUCUCUCUGGGGAGUCCUCAAUCUGAUUCAUUCUGGCAUUGGAGUGAAUGGGUUAUCAGAUCCCCAAGGUUAGAGGAAGGAGUGUCUGCUUGGAGACCUUUCUGCAUUAUUGUGACGGGGUGAUACCACUGAAAACAGGCCACCUAACUCAGGCUGGGUAAAGUGACCUUUGGACUUUCAGCCCUGCCCCUCACUUACCUUUUCCACACCUGGACUAAGAGGAGGCCAACCAAGCAGAGUGGAAUCAAGUUUGAACUUGCCUGCUGUAAACUUCCCCCAAGAUGGACAUGUCCAUUUUCCAUGAAUUACCAUACCAGGCACAUUCACUGGACACUAAGUAAGCUUGUUUGAUGGAAGGAGCCUGCAGGGAGCCACAGUUUUGCUCACUCCUAGGUAUGUUUGCUGGUGUUCCCUGGUGGACCUUGCUAAUGUACACCGCUCCACCCCCGCUCCCCCCAGACUAGGCUAAACCUGCCUUGCAGUCACCAGGCCCUGCUAAAGAUCCUGCUUCUGAGUUCACCUGUUUCUGGAAAAGAUUGUCCAUUCUUUUCCCCAAUACCUCUCUGAACUUCACCUUUGUGGUUUUUCAUGCAUAAAUCUCCCCUGCCCCUCCUGGGUUGUUGAGUUUUUGUAUGACACUAGGGUCUGAUGUUCUUCCUAAUAAAACUUUUCUGUUUUCAACUCAUCUGGGACGACUGCAUUUUCAGGGAUGGGCUUCACCUGGUUGAAAGAAUACAACAACCUUUGUAAGGAAAUUAUAAUUUUCAUAUUAAUCAAUAUGAUAUGUCUAAUCACUAUAGUAAUAAUUUUGUUUUCUCAAGAGCUGCAUCUCUGGCUUAGGAGUCAGCUCACAAUGCAGCUUGAACUGAUUAAUCAAAACUAUUGACUACUCACAAUCGCCUGACCCUAAGUGAAGGGAAUGAAAGAUUGUAGAACCUGUUCCUGCCACAGAACUCUGGUUCUGUACUUUAGGGGAGGUGGUCACAACCCCCAAAGACUUGACUCCAGAAUUGUUUUAUUGUGGGACUUAUUUAUUUGUCAUGGAAAACCACUAAAAAUUGUAAUGCACUCUUCCCCAGUUGUGAUUUAAGUAUAUAACCUGUGCUUUUACUUCAGCUAAGAGAACAGUCUUUAUUCUGAAACCGAUUAAUUAAACUACUUAAUUAUUGGCACUGCAUUAUCUAGGCCUCCUUUGUUUCGCUCUGAGCAUUCUCAGGUUAGAGACUGACUUAGUAAAAAUCCUGACACUGGUGUCACAAGUUUUUAAGGGGUGGAGGUAGGGUGAAGCUUUGAACUCAUCAGUACAGGAAGAAGGGAGGCUGGAACAUGUAGGCUGGAUUCUCUAAAUUUGUGCAUGCUGUGUUUCCUUUGAGCUGUUUCUGGUGCCACUGGAUUUUUCUUUCCUAGAAGUCUCAACUCACUCGACUGACAAAUUCAGUGCUCCCAACUGUAGCUCCAUUACAGGCCCCAGCCUCUAAUCAAGCCCAACUUUUCAUUGUGAGAAAUGCUUCACAGCCCCUUUUGCUGAGCAGGAUCACUUUGGUAAGGCCUGUGGGUUUUUUGUUUGGUGGUUGGUUUUUGGCACGCAGAUUUGGCUUUGCAUAUGUCUUUUCACUUAUGAUGCAGAGCCAGCUAUGGCCUGGGAUUUUUCUCUUCUCUCUUUAAUAAAUGCUGAAUGGGGUUUUAUUUUUGCAUGUGGUAAAAAAAAUUUUUUUUGUGUAAGACUUGCUUUCACACUUGGUUUUAUGUGCAGUUAAACAAGGUGAAAUUAACUUUUUUUUAUUCUGUGCUUAGUUAGAAAUGUUUACUUCUAUAAUUCAACUGAAUUGGGAGCAAAGUGUGGAAUGCUUGUAAUUGUGUACUUGUAUUUUGUGUAUUUGUGUUGUUCUAUUCUCUUGCCGUGUGUUUGUGCAUUCUGUUGUUUGGUUGUUGUCCCUUCUUGAGGAGAAAUAAAAUGACAUCUUUAUCCU